Messenger RNA from Arctia plantaginis, 267 nucleotides. NCBI's taxonomy places the organism in Eukaryota, Metazoa, Arthropoda, Insecta, Lepidoptera, Erebidae. The record is from the annotation of a GenBank genome assembly.
AUGAGGCAUCUAUCCUUUUUCGUAACUUUAAGAAGCAAACUUUUGUUAAUAGCAGACAACAUGAAAAAAUAUGCUCGUAAUAUGUUAUACGACAAACUACACCGCGGCGGUGUGCUAGUUUGCAUUGGUUUGACACUGUAUGGGUCAGUGCUUCUCGGUGAUCAUUUCUAUAAAUACUUCAAAUAUGUCAAACCUCAGAUUGAUGCUGCGAAGAAGGCAGCUGAAAAAGAGUUAUUAGCAGAAGGAUCAUCAGAAAGACUUGUUUAA